Molecule: messenger RNA, 1330 nt
Organism: Centruroides sculpturatus (bark scorpion)
Lineage: Eukaryota; Metazoa; Arthropoda; Arachnida; Scorpiones; Buthidae
Product: BTB/POZ domain-containing protein 9-like
Exons: 5
Coding region: 251-1315 (354 amino acids)
Biological process (GO): adult locomotory behavior; modulation of chemical synaptic transmission; circadian behavior
Molecular function (GO): protein binding
Source: RefSeq, a predicted model, not a curated record
GAGAUUCUGAAAGAACGUCAGGAAGUUUGAAUAAUUAAGUUUUAUUACAUUUUUUCAGUGUGUAUGGUUCGUAUGGUUUUGUUUAUUGUAAAAAUAGGCUGAAGUGGGAAUAUAGCAAUCGCUUCAUUUGUAUAAAACACUCGUUCUCUACCAAGAGAUUAUAAAUCGUAGUUUUUUUCCAUAAGUAUCAAAAAUUUCAAGUGUUUUAUAUUAAAAGAUUACUUAAAAUGAAGUGAUAUUUAAAUGAAACAUGAGUGAUAGCCAUCAUUUAGGUCCCACUUCGUCUGUAGGAGAGAUAGAACAUAUAGAAUCUCUCUCUGAUCAAAUUGGAUAUCUUUGCUUAAGGGAUGAUUACAGUGAUGUUACUUUGGUCGUUGAAGAGGCACACAUUCCGGGACAUAAGGUCAUCCUUGCCUCUAGGAGCGAAUAUUUUAGAGCAUUAUUAUAUGGUGGAAUGAGAGAAUCAUCACAAGAUGUAAUUGAAUUAAAAGGAACAUCUUUAGUAGCUUUCAAGAUCUUAUUGCGCUAUAUUUAUACUGGUCGUAUGACAUUAACAAAUCUUAAAGAAGAUAUGAUUUUGGAUAUACUUGGUCUGGCUCAUCAGUAUGGUUUUGUCGAACUGGAAACGUCUAUUUCUGAAUAUCUGAAAGCAAUUUUGAACAUCCGUAAUGUUUGUAUGAUAUACGAUACAGCAAAUUUAUUCCAUUUAUCAUCAUUGGCAGAAGUAUGCUGCUGUUUUGUUGAUAAACAUGCCCAAGAAAUUAUUCAACAUGAAUCAUUUUUAUCAUUAUCAUCAGCUGCAGUAAAAGAAAUGAUAAGUAGGGAUUCAUUUUGUGCACCAGAAGUCGAUAUUUUUCGAGCUGUCUAUAAUUGGACACAACAUAACUCUGGAAUAGAACCACAGGAAAUUUUAUCUUGUGUUAGGUUACCCUUAAUGACAUUACAAGAUCUUUUGAAUAUUGUGCGUCCAACUGGAUUGGUUAAAGCAGAUAUUAUUCUCGAUGCAAUAAAAUCUCGAACUGAAAGCCGUGAUACCGAUCUGAAAUAUAGAGGCUAUUUAAUUCCCGAAGAAAAUGUGGCCUCUCCUAAGCAUGGAGCAAGAGUACUUCAUGGUGAAAUGAAAUCAGCUUUGCUUGAUGGUGAUGUUCACAAUUAUGAUAUGGAAAGAGGAUUUACUCGACAUCCCAUUGAUGACAAUAAUGGCCAAGGCAUUUUAGUUAAAUUAGGAAUGCAGUGCAUAAUCAAUCAUAUGCGAAUGUUAUUAUGGGACAGAGAUAUGAGGUAUGUGUUUUUAUUUAUUUUUAAAAGUUUAUAAACUGCAAUGGUCUUU